AUGGAGGAUGAUUACAAACCAGUCAGACAGCCCCAGAGAAGGCUCAACCCAUCAAUGAAGUUAGAGGUGCGAAAAGAGGUACUCAAGCUUCUAGAGCCUGGGCUUAUCUACCCCAUUUCUGACAGUGCUUGGAUUUUGGAGAGGCUUGCAGGACAGGCUUAUUAUUGCUUCUUGGAUGGAUACUCUAGAUACAAUCAUAUUGCAGUGGACCCCAAGAUCAGGAGAAUACGGCCUUCUCAUGCCCUUUUGGCGUCUUUGCUUAUAGACGAAUGCCAUUUGGGUUAUGUAAUGCACCUGCCACAUUUCAAAGAACUUGGAGAUGUUGCUACAGAGAUGCGUGCAAACAAACCUAGUUCUGAACUAGGAGAAGUGCCACUUCAUGAGUUUGAUAUAGUCAUCAAGGACAAGAAGGGAUCCAAGAACGUGGUGGCUAACCACCUCCCCCGGUUGAAGAAUGAAGAAGUAACUAAAGAAGAACUAGAGGCAAGGGGAGAAUUUCCAGAUGAAUUCCUCUUACAAGUUACCACAAGACCUUGGUUUGUUGAUGUGGCCAACUAUAAAGCCACAGGAAUCAUCCCCGAAGAGCUCAACUGGAGUCAACGGAAGAAAUUUUCACAUGAUACCCGUUUCUAUGAGUGGGUGAUCCACAUCUGUUCAGGCUAG
Glycine soja is the source of this 663-nucleotide messenger RNA. RefSeq lists its product as uncharacterized. NCBI's taxonomy places the organism in Eukaryota, Viridiplantae, Streptophyta, Magnoliopsida, Fabales, Fabaceae. The transcript is spliced from 4 exons. The record is from RefSeq and is a predicted model, not a curated record. Bases 1 to 663 code for a protein of 220 amino acids.